Molecule: messenger RNA, 577 nt
Organism: Lymnaea stagnalis (great pond snail)
Lineage: Eukaryota; Metazoa; Mollusca; Gastropoda; Lymnaeidae
Source: the annotation of a GenBank genome assembly
CGAAACGGAAAGCCAUUCAAAGAUGGGGAGUAUGCCAAAGCAUUCAUGCUUGAUGUUGCCAAUGAACUUUUUGAUGACUUUUCGGAUGAAAAAAUAUUUAAACGAAUAAAAGACAUGCCGCUGUCGGCGAGAACUGUUCACAAUCGUAGCAUCAUGAUGUCAAGUGAAAGACAUAAAUGCGGCACCUUUUUUUCUCUCGCUUUGGAUGAGUCAACAGACGUCAGUAAUUUAUCCCAGUUCAGCGUGGUUGCAAGGUAUGUAGUCGGUGAUACACUACAUGAGGAAAGCCUUGCUGUUUUGUCUAUGAAAGGCACAACAAGAGGACAGGAUUUAUUCAGGUCCUUCACUGAGUUCGUUAAAGAAAAAAAUCUAUGGAUGGCUAAACUUAUUUCGUUGCACUGAUGGGGAAACACAGAGGAUUUGUCGCUCUUCUUUGUGAACACGAAAACAGACACAUCAUAAGCUUUCAUUGCAUCCUACAUCAGGAGGCGCUUCAUGCUCAGAGCAGCUUGGUGAGGUGAUGUCGCUGGUGGUUCUGGUAGUCAACUUUAUUGUUGCCCGAGAAUUAAAUGAUCGC